Messenger RNA from Lymnaea stagnalis (great pond snail), 5001 nucleotides. Lineage: Eukaryota; Metazoa; Mollusca; Gastropoda; Lymnaeidae. The record is from the annotation of a GenBank genome assembly.
CGAGAUUUGCUUGAUUUGGUUUCGCUUUUUCAUUUGCUUGUAGUUGCUUUAGCACCUUGGUGUACUUGUAUAAUUAUUUAAUAGUCUAUAUCAAAGAAUAUAACUUAAGCAUCACCCAUGGAAGUUGUCUUAAUUUCUACUUUAAGCAUAGUGCUUUUCGUUUCAGGAGCUAUAUUUCAAUUUAUUCAACAAGUACAAAAGGAACCUUACAUGGAUGAGAUUUUCCAUGUACCUCAAGCGCAACAAUAUUGUUCUUUUAAUUUUACAUCAGUAUGUAGUAUGUCGUCUCGUAAAUUACAAAUGAUACAAUUUAGUUUUAGCUUAAAUUUUUCGGAAUUACCAAAGCUGAUAUCGGUGUCCUUUGUUUAGCCCAGUGGUUUUAAACCGAUUUCUGAUUGGGGGUGCCAAAAAGAAACAAAAAAAAAAAAAAAAACCAGCCCCUCCCCCCCGCCCCUUUUCCCGAGCCUGGACUAGUCGUGGUAUUUUUUUUAAUUUCAAUUAAAUUACCGCAUAUAAGCUUUAGACUAAAUGAGGGGUAUCUGUAAGAUCAAUAAGUAUCGUGAACGACAAAAUAUGUUUAAAAUAUAUAUGCUUCUAUUUAAAGUUAAAGCUUUCGAAAAUCGGAUGAAGGCAGUUUACCUGUUCUGCCCGAGCAGAUUUUUCAGGAUCCUGCAGAUAUUUCAGAUAAUUAUUUUAUAUAUUCUCUUUGAUUCCAUGCUCCAAGUCACCCAAGGGGGUCAUCAUUAAAUGCUGUCAUGCUAAUUCCGCAUAUUUUUUUUACCCCCCUCCCCCCAUCCGACAUCGUCACAAAAAGUUGAGUCCCCUCCAAUAUAACAUCACAAACCUCUGCAUCCCCGCCCCCCUCUCAUAAAAAUCUAUCUGUCCACUACUGCCCUUUACAAACCCUUACAAAAAUCACUUCCCAUGGAUAUUGAAUUACUGCACCUGUAUGAGAAACAUUUCCCUAGAAUAGUGGUUCUUAAAUUUUAAAUAGGCGUGAAAGUGCUAAGAAAAUGAAUUUCAUUUGAAUGAAUUGCUAUUCACCGGAGAUGCAGUCUUAAUAUCAUUCAAAAAUGAACUACAGCAUUACAUAAGUAGCCUCUUUCCCCCCCCCCCCCCGGCAAGGAGCCUGGACUGAACAUCAUCCUUAACAGGCAUCUUGUGGAAAGAAGUAGUUUCCCUUUUCAUCAUUGUCAUCAAUAGAUACGACCAUGGGAGUUUUUGGUAACUUCACAUACCGGUACCUUAAAUUUAUUGAUGAACUGCAUUUAUGAACAGAUAGUACAAGUGACCCUAGAACAGAAGAACUGCAAAGAUCCAAUCUCACAGAGCAUACCAGGAUCAAUAUUGACUGGGAGGGCUGUGGUGAAAGCAUUAUGGCUCGUGGUUGCUGUGUUAAACAAAGAGUUGAUGGGACAGAGUGGGCGCGAAAUGCUACCCUUCUUAAAAGAAAACUCAACUUUUGGUUGUGAAAUGGGCAGCAGGGACUGCCACUCAAGGAUUAGACUCUUGAGCCAGACAGGAAGAUAUAACAUGGUCUAACAAAGCUGAAUUAUGAAUUUCAAUCAUAAAUUAUUAAUACCAGUACCGGUACCUUUUCAGUGCACCUAUCAGACAUUUGGAUCCCUUUUUAUUCAUUUUAACAUUUCUCAAAAUAGCAUGUACACUUUCUAGCAAAGAUUACCUUUUUUCCGAUGUAAAUGAAACUGUCUUUGUAACUUGCUAUCUACCAUCCUCCCACAAACUAUACAUUUAAGACUGAGUUAAUAUUUAUCUAUGAAAUAAGUACCGGAUACUACUUAUUGGGUACAACUUCAGGUUAUGAGCAGAAUAAAUAAAUAGUGGAACAAGAUAUAUUUAGUUUGGAGAAAAAAAGUAAAAAAGACUUUACAAUUAAAAGGAUGUUUCUGCUUAAUGAUAAUGCCUUCUUCAGCAGACAAGAUAAAACAAGAGACAACAAAUAAUUAGAAAUGAAGAAUAUAUGUGUUCAAAAAUCUAAAUGUCGUUCUCUUAGUCUCUUUUUAGAAAUGAAAACACUCUAGAAACAGAACUUAAGUUGUUCAAAUCCAAAUGUGCAUCCCACAGUAUUAUGUGGUUCAUACUAACUAUCAAUGUAAAAUAAUUAUAGUAUUAUUUAUGUAAAGUUUAAAUAUGAAACCUUUUUAUUCAAACAACAAAAAAUGAGAAUAGAAUAGGAAAUACCGGUAGAAGGAAAUAGAGGACAGCUACUAAGACUAGCUAUAGAGUACUGUAUUCUUUUUGAUUGAUUCCAUGUGGUGAUGAAAAUCUGAAUUAAUUUGUUUUCAUUCUUCACCCUCGCUGGUGUAUAGUAUUUAUUAUUUAUUUAUAAGUGCAAGAAAUUAUACCCCUAAUGGAUAUCGUUCAAACUUCUUUUCAUCUAAACUAUAUGACUUGAGCAGCAUUGUACUACAAUCAUAUAUUAACCAGUAAUACAUGUGAAGCCCUCUUUGAUGGUAAAGGGCCCCUUAGAUAAGCCAUGUUUCCAGUAUAUAGGGGCAAGUCCUACUACAGCUUCGUGGACAUGGAACAUGUUUUUAUUUUGGCUGAGCCCUUUAGUUUAAAGUUGAGAAUCAUUUUGAUGCACCCUACAAGAUUUCAUUGCGGCACCUCAGGGUGCACCUGGUUAAAAACCACUGGUUUAGCUUACCUGUACAAUUUCUCAGUAUAUAUAUAUGCUAAAAUCAGUCUUAUCUUUUUGCAGUGGAAUCCCAUGAUAACAACACUACCUGGGCUGUAUCUGUCCUCUCUUAUUCUGAUAUUUCCAUUAGCAAGUUUUUAUGGUGGAAGUCUUUCAGAAUUUUGCACAACACAAAAUCUAAGAGCUUGUAAUAUUGCAUUUUGCACUGGAAACUUCAUCUUACUUUUCCUUUUGUGCAGAAAGUUGAAUGACAAUAAUAAGGUUAGUAUUAGUAUUUGUGCCUAAUGAGAUUACUAAUCAUAAUAAGUAAAAUCAUUUUGGGAUUUUUAAGGUACCUACAUAAUAACUAUAUAUUAUUAUCAGUAUUAUCAGUACUUUAGUUAAAAUACAGACCCAUCAUCUUGUCUAAAUGUUAAAAAUUAAAUUUAAGACUAAUUUAAGACACAUAAUGUUUGCAUUUGACAGUAUUGAUCUUGUUAUAAUUUAAAGACACUAUUACUAUUAGCAGUUUGAAGUUUGUUAGCAUACAUACUUGCAGAGAUCAAUACUGUCAAUACACACUGUCGCAAGAUGGGGCCAAGCAUUUAGGCAGGUUAUUAAGUGCUAAGCCAUGUUAUUGGAAGACUAUAGCCAAUUUUAAUCCUGGGCCAAGUUGUCUGUUUUUUGUUUUCAGUGGUAAGACAAUUUUGCAAAUUGCAGAAUGUGAUUCCCAAAUAGGGCAGUGCAGAGGCAACUGAGUAAAUCACUGAGGGCCCUGCCCGCAUGGGGGAUCGCAAGGGCAGAUUUUUUUUUAUACAACUAUUAUUAUUUAUUUUUAAAUUUGUAUGGGCCAUAUUUUGCUUUGAUUGACACUAUUUUUCUCAUUGAUAAAGGGCGAAAACAAAAAAAUGUACAAACAUGAAAAACUGAAUUAAAAGAAAUAGUUAAAAUAAAAUAGCUUAAAAUUCCGGUUGAAAAAAAAAUUCCCUCAAAACUGUACUACUAUACCAGUACGGUACUAGGUACUUUACUUAAUACUAUUCAGUCUACUGCGUUUAAUGUUGUUUUAUUUAGUUAAUGUUACCCUUCGCCCCUUGUCAAUUUAUGGCAGCUUAUUAUUAUUAUUUUUUGGAUAAAAACUAUGUUAAUUAAUAAAUAAUUUUUUUUUUUUUUAAAUUUCAGGAUAAAAAUGUUACAGAAAGGCAAGUGUUGCUCAACUCAGUGGUCCUUGUGCUGUUUCCAGUUCUGUACUUCUUUACCUGGUUAUAUUACACAGAUCCGGGGGCAACAUUUUUCACUCUGCUGAUGUAUAUAUUUUGCCUCUACAGACAACAUGGUGUAGCAGCUGGAGCUGGUUUAAUUGCUAUAGUAUUUAGACAAACAAAUGUUAUCUGGGUAUUAUUUUGUUUGUGUCAAUCUGCAAUAAAAGUAUUAGAUAAAGAAAUGCAACUUCAUUCAAAAGUAAAUUUGCAGACCCUGGAGGAUUAUGAAUAUUUCAAAGCUAUUUUAUCAAUACUUAAUCCAUCAAGUAUUGUUCGACUUGCUAAAAACCUGCUGAUGACAUCUCAUUGGUAUUUUUAUGUCAUUUUUGGCUUCAUCGGAUUUAUUAUUAUAAAUAAAGGGAUUGUUGUAGGUGAUAGGUCACAUCACCAAGCAUCCUACAAUUUUCCACAAGUUUUUUACUUUCUGUUUAUUACAUGCUCUUUGUCUUUUUUCCAUUUUAUCCACCUGUCACAGAUUAAUCGAUUUCUACAUGCGGCUAAAAAUAAUCCGUUUAGAGUUUUACUAUUUAUAGGUCUGUCGGCUUUGUUGAUUAAAUUUUUUACUUAUGAGCAUAAGUAUCUUCUUAGUGAUAACAGACACUAUCCAUUUUAUGUUUGGUCAAAGUUUUAUAAAAGAUUACACAUAGUGAGAUAUAUUAUGAUACCUGUGUAUAUGUAUUGUCUCUAUCAAAUUUAUAAAAUGACUGUACAUAGAGGCCUUUUAUGGCGCCUCACUGUUUCUUUGUGUAUUGUAAUGUGUCUGGUUCCUCAGGCACUUCUUGAGUUUCGAUAUUAUAUAAUUCCAUUUUACAUAAUUCGUGUAAAUAUGAAAAUGCCAUCCAUCAGAGUCUUAUCAGCUGAAUUGUUAUUUUAUGUUUGCAUAAAUGCAUUCACAAUCUUAAUGUUUGUCUACCGACCAUUUUAUUGGCCCGAUGAUCCAAAGCCUCAAAGAUUUAUGUGGUAAACACAUUAAAAUUCAAAUGCCAUGUUAAACAUUUUGAAAUAAAUUAGAAUUUUAAUAGUACCGUACAGCUUUCUUUUAUUUCAUUUUUUUGUUCAGACUAAUCAACUUAGAAUACAUACAGUACAAGUCUUAUGGAG